Molecule: messenger RNA, 2529 nt
Organism: Drosophila persimilis
Lineage: Eukaryota; Metazoa; Arthropoda; Insecta; Diptera; Drosophilidae
Product: carbohydrate sulfotransferase 11
Exons: 8
Coding region: 1068-2390 (440 amino acids)
Biological process (GO): carbohydrate biosynthetic process
Cellular component (GO): membrane
Molecular function (GO): sulfotransferase activity
Source: RefSeq, a predicted model, not a curated record
GGCAAACAAUUGAAUAAUAAAAAAAACUAACAAAAUGUUGCCCUCCAUUGUGGUUGUUGUUGCGGGGGAGAGACAACGAGCGAGAGAGUGUUGUACGGGAGAGGUGAAGAAAGAGCAAAGGCAAAGGCAAAGGCAAAAGGCACAAAUGCAAAAGCAAAGCAAUGGACAACACGUUACGUAUACGCCUCUUACGCCCCGCAUUUAGCAUUUUGUUUGCCAACUUUUGGUCUCUUUUGUGUGUUUGAGUGUUAGAGUGUGUGUGGAAGAGUGUGAGACUGUGUGCGUGAGAGUGCCUUUAAUGAAUUUAAAAUAAAUAAAUUAGAAAAAGACAAAAACAAUAAUAAAAGGCCCUGAACAUCGACAAUUGAAAUGUGUUUGGCGAGAAACCCCUCCAGAGUAUCACACCCUGCCUCCCCGUCACUUAGUCCCCUCUCUGGUUGCACUCUUUUUUGGGCACUUCCCCUCCAUCUACGAAAGAGAAUGGAGUUGUUUAGGAAAUGGAGUAGAAAAUCAAUAAAAUAAGUAUUGUUUGUUGUUUCCGGACUUGCAUUUCAAAAAAAAAAAACAAUGAAAGAGGAAAACAAACCCCCACCGACAGAAACCAAGAGAAAAGCGUACAAUUGUUUGGCCUGAAAUAUCAAGCCCAUUGCAGUGACACAAUUUGGCCCGAAAGGCACUCGACCAUAAAACAGAAUUGUCAUCAGACUGUCAGACACACACACCGCCGGAUUCCAUUGCUGAAUGAUCUAUUUACUCUUCGGCUCUGUUCCUCUCCCACUUUUUGUUGUUGCUUUUUUUGAUACUUUUUUUAAAGAACAUUUAGCACAGAAAAACUAAAUUUAGCUUUCGCUUAGCAGCCAUGAGCAACAUUUACAAAUAUUGUCGCCAACUGCAGGCCAAAUUUGCGGUCGCGUAGCCCCCGGAAAUGUCUCAUGAAUAUCAAUAAUAGAUAUAUAGUGUAUACUAUAUAUAUCCAAGAAAACCAAUCAACCAACCAAAGAACAACCAACAAAAAGAAGAAACGAUCCAAAAGAAAUCAGUUCCUAUGCAGCUACAUUCGAGUUUAAAUGAAAUUGAGCAAGAGCCUGGCAAAUUGUCGCACCAUCCGGCGAUAUUUGCUCAUCUUUACGGCCGUCUCGUUGCUGCUACUGCCCCUCUCUCUGGUCUACCUGGUGUGGAACGAGCAGCUGCAGAAAAUACGUGGAUUCGAGGCCUUUAAUGUGCAACAGCAGCAGCAGCAGCCGCCACAUCAGCAGCAGCAGCAACAACAGCAGCAUCAGCAGCAACAGCAACAGCAGCGGCAGCGGCAGCAACAACAGCAGUCGCAGGGGCAAACAUUUCGAUAUCCGGUGCUGCUGCUGAACAAGAACAAGAACAAGGAUCUGACCGUGGUGGCAACGGGCAAGACAAAGAACAAGUGGCGCUAUGUUGAUAAAGACAUCAAUCAGACACGCCUGCCCCUCAUUCCCGAGUAUGCCGUGCAGACGCUUACGCCGCAGGAAAUGCUUCAGGUGGAGCAGCGAAUGGAUCAGCGGAGGGAGCGACUGAAGGACAAGUGCUCGGCCUAUGGCCUGGAUGUGUUAGGUCACGACUCGUGGCACACCCCAAACACAUGGGAGUUUUUGGUCAACAAAAAGUAUCACAUUAUAUGGUGCAAUGUGUUUAAGGCUGCCUCCUCAUCGUGGAUGUUCAACUUCAAUGUUCUGGCCGGUUACUCACCCAGUUAUUUGCGCAAAACCAAAAAGAUUCUCCUGAAUCUGGCCAGAGAACGCUAUCCGCGAGUGACCCUCGACGAGCUGCGCGAGGCGCAGAAUGAUUCGCUAACCUUUAUCAUUGCACGCAAUCCCUUUGAGAGGCUGUUGAGCGCUUAUCGCGAUAAGAUGGUGUUCGCCCUGCCCUAUUCCUUCCAUGACAAGCUGGGCCGCAGCAUUGUGCGCAAUUAUCGCAAGAAGCCUUCCCUGGUGGCCCGAGCGCCCAACACCAAGUAUCCUUCGUUUCCGGAGUUUGUCAACUGGCUGCUCGACCAGGUGAAGCGGGGCAGCUUCAUUGACAUGCACUUUGUGGCGGCCACGUCGUUCUGCACACCCUGUCUGAUUCGUUUCGACAUGAUACUGAAGUUCGAGUCGCUCACAGAGGAUCAAUUAUAUCUAAUCGAAAAGACUGGCCUGAAAAGGGUGAUAGCGCCCGUGUGGCGCAACAUGGGCAAAGGUGGCCGCAAGACGCACGAACUCCAGCAGCAGUUCUAUGCCCAGCUCACAAGGCACGAAAUGCUGGAGCUAUACGAGUAUUACAAAUAUGAUUUCGAGCUGUUUGACUACGAUAUCCAGGAGUAUCUACAGGUAGCCAGACCAGACGAAUCAUCCGGCAGUCCAACGGCCACAAAGAAUUAACCCAGCUCUAAAUUCGUAGAAUUUGCUAACGGAAUGAAUUAGUUCAACGAAAAUACAUAUUAGCCGUCACAGUACGUAAUUGCAAAUGUUGAUAAUACUGAAUGAAUACAAUAAUAAACUUAAAUAUAUUUAAACGAAA